AUGUCCGAGGUGAAGAGCCGGAAGAAGUCGGGGACGAAGGGAGCCCCGGCGGAGCCUGGGAAGCGGAGCGAGGGCGGGAAGAGCCCCGAGGCUCGGGGUGGUGGAGGCGGGGGCUGGGCCGACCCCCGGACCGGCGUGAGCCUGCUGUCUCUGGGGACGUGCCUGGGCCUGGCGUGGUUUGUAUUUCAGCAGUCAGAAAAGUUUGCAAAGGUGGAAAACCAAUACCAGUUACUGAAGAUGGAAACCAGUGAAUUCCAAGGGCUUCAGAGUAAAGUCAGUUUAAUUUCAGAAAAGCUUGCCUCUACUGAAAGUAUCCUGCGGGAAGCUACAUCCUCCAUGUCUUUGGUGACCCAGUUUGAGCAGGAAGUAGCCACCCUCCAAAGAAUCAUGCAUGACAUUCAAAACAGUGAAGAGAUGCUCACCCAAAAGAUGCAAAGCCUUAACGAGAAAUUCCAGAAUGUUACAGAUUUCUGGAAGAGAAGCCUAGAAGAAAUGAAUGUUAAUACAGACGUUUUCAAAUCAGAAUCAAAACAUAUACAUUCUCAAGUCACUGUCCAAAUUAACUCAGCCGAACAGGAAAUAAAAUUGCUCACUGAAAGGCUAAAAGAUUUGGAGGAUAGCACAGUAAGAAAUAUUAGAACGAUACAGAGACAGGAAGAAGAGGAUCUUCUGCGCGUAGAGGAGCAGCUUGGCUCCGACUCAAAAGCGGUGGAGAAGCUAGAGGAGGAGCAGCAGGCUCUGUUGGCCAGAGAUGAAGACCUGACUAACAAACUCUCCAGCUAUGAACCCAAAGUUGAAGAAUGCAAGACACAUUUGCCGACAAUUGAAAGUGCUGUUCGCUCUGUUCUGAGAGUCUCUCAGGAUCUGAUCGGGACAGAAAAGAAAAUGGAAGACCUGACCCUUCAGAUGUUUAACAUGGAAGAUGACAUGCUGAAAGCAGUAUCUGAAAUCAUGGAGAUGCAGAAGACCCUUGAAGGAAUUCAGUAUGACAAUAGCAUAUUAAAGAUGCAGAAUGACCUGGAUGUUCUCAAAGGAAAAGUUCAUGAUUUUAUAGUAUAUUCAAGCGCAAGAGAAAAGGGGACUCCAGAAGAAUAUAAUCUAGAAAAUAAAGAAAUCGAUAGUGACUUCUAA
This is a messenger RNA of Rangifer tarandus platyrhynchus (Svalbard reindeer), 1131 nucleotides long. The record is from the annotation of a GenBank genome assembly. Lineage: Eukaryota; Metazoa; Chordata; Mammalia; Artiodactyla; Cervidae.